Molecule: messenger RNA, 648 nt
Organism: Eimeria tenella
Lineage: Eukaryota; Apicomplexa; Conoidasida; Eucoccidiorida; Eimeriidae
Exons: 6
Biological process (GO): mRNA 3'-end processing
Cellular component (GO): nucleus
Molecular function (GO): protein binding; mRNA binding
Source: RefSeq, a predicted model, not a curated record
AUGGCAGAAUUUGAAAUAUUAAAUUUCAACAUUUCCAGGGCCCAGGGGGUUUACGCCCGCGGCCUCACCGUCUGCCCCCAACUCGAGCUGUGGACGUCCUAUGUGAAGUUCGUGUACUGCACCGGGACCGUCGACGAAUUCCGAAAGGCGUUGAUGCGCGCCGUAGACAAGCUGCGCUGGGACCCCCGCGCAGCCCCCCUCUGGCGAGAACUGCUGCUGCUGGACAUUCGAAUUUAUAAUGCCUCUCUCUUAACUCGGGGGCAGGUGCAGGGCCUUCUAUCGGACUUCACCGGCAGAGCCACGGGCCCUCUGAUUCCCACAGACUUGGAGCAGAAAGUGUUUAGGACUCCUUUGUCUCCUGGAGGCAGCAGUUUGGUGGACCAGUACGGGGACGUCAACGUGCUGCGGACAAACUACCAAACAUGCCUGUCGCGGGCAGUGGCGGGUUUGGAGGCAGUGUGGGUUUCUUACUGCGCGUUUGAAAGAGCUGUUAAUUCCAAUUCUCAAUUGUCAACUAAAUUAAUUUCUUUUUGGGAACAGAGGUUCACUUACGCCAGAAAGGCCCACGUGGAGUUGACGCGCCUCACGCGAGACAUUGACUGGUCGUGCGUUGCGCUGCCCCUCUCUGUCCCUGAUAAGUCGCGGCAG